AUGAAAUUCUACAUUGAUGAUUUGCCUGUAAUUUUUCCGUACCCUAAAAUAUACCCCGAGCAGUACCAAUAUAUGUGCGACAUCAAGAAAACUCUUGACGCUGGGGGCAAUAGCAUCUUAGAAAUGCCUUCGGGGACAGGCAAAACUGUAUCCCUGCUGUCCCUAGCAGUUGCGUAUCAGACACACUAUGCAGAGCACCGCAAGAUCAUAUACUGUUCUCGUACUAUGUCCGAAAUUGAAAAAGCACUGGUGGAGUUAGAAUCACUUAUGGAUUACAGGUCAAAGGAACUGGGCCACAAAGAGCAUUUUAGAGGGUUGGGGUUGACCAGUAGAAAAAAUCUAUGCCUGCAUCCAAGAGUUCGCAAGGAAAGAAAAGGUACUGUAGUGGAUGAGAAGUGCAGGCGCAUGACAAAUGGCCAAGCAGCUCGCAAAGCUGAGCAAGACCCAACUGCUAAUAUCGAACUAUGUGAUUUUCAUGAGAACCUUAAUACUAUGGAUCCUGAGAACUAUGUUCCAGUGGGCGUUUAUUCUUUUGAAAAGUUAAUAAAGUACUGCGAAGAGAGAACAAUGUGUCCGUAUUUCACGGUUCGUCGUAUGAUUGCUAUGUGCGAUAUAAUGAUUUAUUCCUACCAUUAUUUGCUAGACCCAAAGAUUUCAGAGAGAGUGUCUAAAGAGGUUUCCAGGGAUGCAAUUGUGAUUUUCGAUGAGGCUCACAACAUUGAUAAUGUUUGUAUCGAGUCGCUAUCACUUGACUUAACUAAUGAUGUUUUAAAGCGUGCGACUAAGGGCGCAAACAACCUAAACGAAAAGAUACAGGAGGUUCGCCAAGUCGAUUCGCAAAGACUCCAGGAUGAAUAUGAGAAAUUAGUCAAUGGCCUUCGCGCUCCUGACAUGCUAGGCGCAGAAGAACCGCCGGUUGAGUCGCCGGUUCUCUCACAGGACUUGCUUUCGGAGGCCAUUCCAGGAAAUAUACGGAGAGCUGAGCAUUUUGUUUCUUUCUUGAAAAGGUUUAUUGAAUACUUGAAAACCAGGAUGAAAGUAUUACAUGUUAUAUCCGAGACACCUAACUCAUUUCUUCAGCAUUUAAAGCAACUUACCUUCAUUGAAAGGAAACCGUUAAGGUUUUGCUCCGAAAGGCUUUCAUUGCUUGUAAGGACGUUGGAAGUAUCAGAGAUCGAAGAAUUUACCGCACUUAAGGAUAUAGCAACUUUUGCCACAUUAAUUUCGACGUACGAGGAGGGCUUUGUGUUGAUUAUUGAACCUUAUGAAAUAGAAAAUGCCGCUGUUCCCAAUCCAAUAAUGAGGUUCACUUGUCUUGAUGCCUCGAUAGCAAUAAAGCCUGUGUUUGACAAGUUUUCCUCUGUGAUCAUAACUUCCGGAACUAUUUCGCCGUUGGAUAUGUACCCCAAGAUGCUGAAUUUUGAGACUGUUCUUCAAGAGUCUUAUGCAAUGACUUUAGCAAAGAAAUCUUUUCUUCCAAUGAUUGUGACAAAGGGCUCUGAUCAAGUUGCGAUCUCGUCGAGGUUCGAGAUUCGUAACGAUCCAAGUAUUGUUAGGAACUAUGGUUCUAUGCUAGUUGAAUUUGCUAAGAUUACGCCAGACGGAAUGGUGGUUUUUUUCCCCUCAUAUUUGUACAUGGAGAGUAUUAUAUCUAUGUGGCAAACAAUGGGCAUUUUAGAUGAAGUCUGGAAGUAUAAGCUUAUCUUAGUUGAAACGCCAGAUGCACAAGAAACCUCUUUGGCUUUGGAAACCUAUCGUAAAGCCUGCUCAAACGGCCGUGGAGCAAUUUUAUUAUCAGUUGCUCGAGGAAAGGUAUCAGAGGGAAUUGACUUUGACCAUCAUUUUGGCAGAACCGUGCUUAUGAUUGGUAUUCCAUUUCAGUACACUGAAUCGCGUAUAUUGAAAGCUCGGCUCGAGUUCUUAAGGGAACAUUACCAAAUAAGGGAAAAUGACUUUUUGUCAUUUGAUGCCAUGAGACACGCAGCGCAAUGCUUAGGGAGAGUUCUGAGGGGGAAAGACGAUUAUGGAGUCAUGGUGUUAGCAGAUAGGCGGUUCGCGAGGAAGAAAGGCCAGCUUCCGAAGUGGAUCGCACAAGGCUUAUCAGAUGCUGAUCUCAACCUUUCAACAGAUAUGGCAAUUGCCAAUACAAAACAGUUUUUGAGGACAAUGGCGCAGCCCACAGACCCUAAAGACCAAGAGGGCGUUUCCUUGUGGAACUUCGAUCAACUGAUUCAAUUUCAAAAUGAACAGAAAAAGAAAAAGGGACAGGGAUUUGUGCUGGACACGCAACCUGUCGAGGAGCAGGAAACGUCAAAGGAUCAAGAUGGUGAUAUUCAGAUGCUACAAUAA
Lachancea thermotolerans CBS 6340 is the source of this 2349-nucleotide messenger RNA. RefSeq names its product TFIIH/NER complex ATP-dependent 5'-3' DNA helicase subunit RAD3 (gene RAD3). The record is from RefSeq and is a predicted model, not a curated record. Gene Ontology annotation, biological process: nucleotide-excision repair; positive regulation of mitotic recombination; transcription by RNA polymerase II. The transcript has a single exon. Gene Ontology annotation, cellular component: nucleus. Gene Ontology annotation, molecular function: ATP binding; damaged DNA binding; hydrolase activity, acting on acid anhydrides, in phosphorus-containing anhydrides. NCBI's taxonomy places the organism in Eukaryota, Fungi, Ascomycota, Saccharomycetes, Saccharomycetales, Saccharomycetaceae. Bases 1 to 2349 code for a protein of 782 amino acids.